AUGGGUCUUAGUACCGUGAUCAUAAGAGCGCGUCAGUCAUUGCACGAAGUAGAUCCAGGUCCUACUGCUAUGCAGAUACCGUUGAUUGCUGCUUAUAUAAAAUUUACUAAUAUCAAAUGUAUUGCAUUGGACAAAAGCUUCGUGGCAUUUCCUCAAUGCGAACUAAAAGCUCUAUCGCGUAAUCAAGCUGCGCUCUCGAUGAUUACUAAACUCUCUCAGUUGCCUGUAGAGAAUAUAAUUUUGAAUUUGGAUCUUUAUAAAAGAGCAAAUGGGUAUCGUCCUUUCAUGUAUAACCUAACAAUGGAUUUUUGCCAAUUUAUGAGAAAUAAAAAGCGUAUACCGUUCGUUAAGCUGUUAAUGGAUACUUUGGAAUUGUAUUCGAAUCUCAAUCACAGCUGUCCAUUUGAUCAUAAUAUUAUUAUAAAGGAUAUGGUACUUAAAGCGGAAAGUAUGAAAUAUCUGCCGGCACCGAACGGUGAUUACCUGUUCAUAAGUACAUUCG
This is a messenger RNA of Ceratitis capitata (Mediterranean fruit fly), 502 nucleotides long. RefSeq lists its product as uncharacterized. The transcript has 4 exons. The annotation marks the transcript as partial. The record is from RefSeq and is a predicted model, not a curated record. Lineage: Eukaryota; Metazoa; Arthropoda; Insecta; Diptera; Tephritidae.